AUGCCUUCUCUUCACAUUUCAACAUCCUCACCCACAACAAGGCCCAAGGCCACAUCUCCCUCUUCUCCCAUUGUUGCAUCUGCCUACAAGCUCCAGAAGGCCGCCAAGAUGUCAAUAUCGCAAACAUACUUCCUCGCCCACAAGGCUCGCGCAAAGCUCUCCUCCGAGGCUGCCCGCCCAGACCACAACCUGCGCCUGCUCGUCGGCCACGCUAACCUGCUCGACUCGCUGAUGCUCGAGCUCGCCGACGCCGAGAGGGAACAAGAGUCGUGGUUCAACCAAUCCGUCCGCGGCGCCACCAAGGCCGAGAAUAAGCACAUCAAAUGGGCCGAUACGGUGGUGGAGGAGCCCGAGCAGGACUGGCACGCCGAGGACGCCGAGUCGGACUCGGACAGCGACUCGGACAGCGAGUUCGAAGAUGAUGAGGACAUUGAGAUGGCCGACGUCGUCUCCCUGCGGAGGAUCCUCUCGCACACCAACAACAAGGACUACAACUACGACAUGGAGGAGGUCGACGACGACGAGGAGGAUUUUGCCCAGCUCGCCCUGCAACGGAGCCCGUCGCACUCCGCCUCCCCGCCAGAGCUCGACCACGACUCGGACACAUCUGAGGACGAGUCGAUGCCGCCAUCGCCGCCCACCGCUCUGCUGCCAACCUUCUCUGAGAAGCAGAAGCAGAGCAUUUCCACAACGGGCUACUACGCCGCAGCAACAAGUCAAGACGACAAAGACGCAUUCUACGACGAGGGCUACUACCUGCCGCCUCGCAACCCAGCCAGGCUUGUGUCGGCGAUAUCAGUGUACUAA
Lasiosphaeria miniovina is the source of this 807-nucleotide messenger RNA. RefSeq lists its product as uncharacterized. The record is from RefSeq and is a predicted model, not a curated record. Lineage: Eukaryota; Fungi; Ascomycota; Sordariomycetes; Sordariales; Lasiosphaeriaceae. The transcript has a single exon. Bases 1 to 807 code for a protein of 268 amino acids.